GAUACUGUUGUUGGCACUCAGUUGUAGUGGCACGGCAUCUUGUUUUGUGUGCCACACACAAGAAAAACAAACGCACACAUACACACACUCACAGCUUAGCAUCACAUCUGCAGUGGAGACGAUGGCUGACAGCUGAAACCCGCCUAGUGACCAGACACAGUUUACAGGUAUCAUGAUGGAGGUGGCAGGUCCCUGGACAGAAGUGUUUGAGGGCUCGGAGAGAAAGGAGAAGUCCGGAGUAGCGGAGACGCUGCUGGGGAGCUCCACCCUGACUCUGGCUCCUCUGGUCGCGGACUCUCCCUGCGUUCGCCGCUCCCAGCCCAUCUUCAUCACCUCCAGCAGGGUGAAAGGAGUGGAGUCGUUCUCUUCCUCUGUCCCGUCCAUCCCCAACCCCUUCCCAGAGCUGUGCAGCCCCUCCACGUCUCCGGUGCUCAUCGGUUCAUUCCCACCACCGUCAAGUGAAAAACAUCUGAUAAAGGUGUACGGGGAGGACAGCUACAGCAAGUCGGUGUGGGUUUCUCGCAGAGCUACAGCCAGAGACGUGUGUCACAUGUUGGUGCAGACGGCUCACUGCAGCGACCAGGAGAACUGGGCUCUCCUCGAGCUCCACCCCACCCUCGGUCUGGAGAGAUGUCUGGAGGACCACGAGGUUGUGCUGGAGGUUCAGGCGACCUGGUCUCUCAAGGGCGACACAAGGCUCAUUUUCUGCAAAAACUACGCCAAGUACGAGUUCUUCAGGAAACCAGUGCUCUUCUUCCCAGAGAGCAUGAUCUCCGACAGCGCCGAUGUCAGCAAGGGGAUGACAUCAUCAGAGCUCAUUCAGAACCUGCUGAGGUCUGGGACGUGUCCAGAGAUCCAGGGCUUCCUGCAUGUAAAGGAACCCAGCCGUAAGGCCUGGAAGAAGGUCUACUUCUUCCUGCGGCGCUCCGGACUCUACUGCUCCACCAAGGGCUCAUCCAAGGAACCUCGGCACCUGCAGUAUGUGGCUGAUCUGGAGGACUUGAACGUGUACACUGUGGUGAACAGCCGUAAGCUGUACGGAGCACCUGCAGACUUCACCUUCUGCAUCAAGCCUUCCAGAAACCCUGUCCGUGUUCAGGACCUGAAGAUCCUGUGUGCUGAGAACGAACAGACACGAACUUGUUGGACAUCGGCUUUCAGAUUGUUCAAGUAUGGGAAGCAGCUUCAGUGUAACUACCAGUUGUCGAAGGCGGCCCCACGCAGCCUGGAAGGAACCAAGCUCACAGAUGGCAAAUCAAAGUCGGAGGCCAGCCUGGUGGCCAUGGACUUCUCAGGGAAGGCCGGAGGACGGGUCAUCCAGAAUCCAACGGAGGCCCAGAACGCUGAGAGGGAGGAGGGACAAGCUUGGAGGAGGAGAGAAGCCCUGAGGUGCAGUCUGCCCAACCUCAACUCUGGCGCCCGACCUUCCUCCAUCCACAAGAUCCAGCCGUGGUUUCAUGGCGGCGUGUCCAGAAGGGAAGCACAGAGGCUGAUAGAGAAGCAGGGGCUGGUGGACGGGAUGUUCCUCAUCCGUGAGAGUCAGCAGCAUGGACAGUGCUUCGUCCUGUCUCUGUGUUACCAGCUGAAGACCAAACACUACCUGGUGAUCCCUUGUGAGGACGGAGGCAGGAAGUACUUCACCAUGGACGACGGGCUCACCCUCUUCAUAGACCUCCUGCAGCUGGUGGAGUUCCACCAAAUCAACAAGGGCAUCCUCCCCGUCUGCCUCAAACACCCCUGCGUCUGUGUAGCACUGUAGACCCCGUACGACCCGCGUGACCUCAGCUCUUCAGUGUAACCUCUCCUCCUGGUCCUGGAUCAGUCAUCCAGACCUUCACUUCGUCUAAAGUGUGAGCCCCAGUCUAAAUCGUCAGAUUGUACUGAUAUCUAUUAAGCACAGCUGAUAAAGAGCAAUUACACGAGCAGUGCAAAGGUGUGCGUCUGAGUGAUAAUCUUAUCGGGGGGGGGGGGGG
Messenger RNA from Seriola aureovittata, 1973 nucleotides. RefSeq names its product growth factor receptor bound protein 7 (gene grb7). The record is from RefSeq and is a predicted model, not a curated record. Gene Ontology annotation, biological process: signal transduction. The coding region runs from base 173 to 1759 and encodes 528 amino acids. NCBI's taxonomy places the organism in Eukaryota, Metazoa, Chordata, Actinopteri, Carangiformes, Carangidae. The transcript is spliced from 15 exons.